Molecule: messenger RNA, 3903 nt
Organism: Ictalurus furcatus (blue catfish)
Lineage: Eukaryota; Metazoa; Chordata; Actinopteri; Siluriformes; Ictaluridae
Gene: rab25a
Product: RAB25, member RAS oncogene family a
Exons: 5
Coding region: 1075-1707 (210 amino acids)
Biological process (GO): exocytosis
Cellular component (GO): recycling endosome
Molecular function (GO): GTPase activity; GTP binding
Source: RefSeq, a predicted model, not a curated record
AUUAACACGCUUUCAAUUCAGUUACACUCCAUAAGAAAGGCUGUGUUUAACACGCCUGGUCUGUCAGAUGGGAAAGUGGGCGUGUCUUUGAGUCUAUAUAUGAUAUAGUAAUGUGGGCGUGUCUUUGAGUCUAUAUAUGAUAUAGUAAUGUGGGCGUGUCUUUGAGUCUAUAUAUGAUAUAGUAAUGUGGGCGUGUCUUUGAGUCUAUAUAUGAUAUAGUAAUGUGGGCGUGUCUUCGAGUCUAUAUAUGACAUCGUAAUGUGGGUGUGUCUUUGAGUCUAUAAAUCCAUCCAUCUGUUUUCUGUACUGUUUAUCCAACACAGGGUCGUGGGGAGCCUGGAGCUUAUCUCAGCCUGGACAGGAUGCCAACCCAUUACACACACACACACACACUAUGAACAAUUUGGAAAUGCCUACAGUGCGUGUUUUUGGACUGGCGAGGAAACCCCCAAAGCACAGGGAGAAGAUGCAAAGACCACGCACACAGGGCAGAGGCAGGAUUCGAACCCUGAACCCCAGAGGUACGAGGCAGACAUGCUAACGACUAAGCCACCUUGCCCCUGAGUCUAUAUAUGGAAGUCAUUGUUAGUUGUUUAUGCUCAUAUUUGCUAGCAAAACCUCCUUGUGUGAAAACACAAAACUACUUUAGAGGGCGGGGUUCAUAUUCAAGCUUAAAGACACACCCAUCAGCCGCCUACUCAAAGCCCCGCCCUCAUUUGGCUUUUAAAUGUCACACAGCUGAGAGUCAAAUGAAUGAUUUGGCCACACCCUGUUAUUGUGUGUGUGUAUGUGUGUGUGUGUCUGUCUGCGUGUGUGUGUGUGUGUGUGUGUGUGUGUGUGUGUGUGUGUGUGUGUGUGUGUGUGUGUGUGUGUGUGUGUUUUGGCGGUUAGACCUGUUUCUCCUGACACACCACCCUGUCCACACCGAGCCUCAUCCGGACAGGAAGUAAAGCACACUCGCAAUCUCGACAGCAUGGGAUCAUAACUCAUCCUCCUCACAGCUAGAUGAUUUGAUCAGUGUGGAGUUUCCUCAUUUCCUCCGUCCUGAGCUGCACUUCAGACCCUGACGUGAACAUGGCCACCGAUUUGGGAUACAACUUUGUUUUUAAAGUGGUGUUAAUUGGAGAAUCUGGAGUCGGGAAGAGCAACCUGCUGUCCCGAUUCACCAAGAGCGAAUUUAACCACGACAGCCGCACCACCAUCGGGGUGGAGUUCAGCACUCGCAGCGUGCAGCUGGAUGGAGUGACCAUUAAAGCUCAGAUUUGGGACACAGCCGGUCUGGAGCGCUACAGAGCCAUCACCUCAGCGUAUUACAGAGGUGCGGUCGGAGCCCUGCUGGUGUAUGACAUCAGCAAACACCUGACGUACGAUAACGUGGAGCGGUGGCUGAAGGAGCUGUACGACCACGCCGACCCUCACAUCGUCAUCAUGCUGGUGGGGAAUAAGAGUGAUCUGGCAACCCAGCGCACAGUCCCCACAGAGGAGGCCAAAGCUUUUGCAGAGAGUAAAGGUCUGCUCUUCAUCGAAACUUCAGCUCUCCAAUCAACCAACGUCGGGACUGCGUUCCUCCAGGUUCUCACAGAAAUCCACAGGAAGGUGGCGAGUAAACAGGUGACUCGAGGUUCCAUCAGCGCCGUGACUCUCGGCACCACCGGCCCCAUCAUUGAAACUACAGAGGAGAGCAGGGGCUGCUGUAGGAAACAGUGAAGAUAAAAAAAACCUUCAUCAUCCUCACAGAGAUGCCUACAGCGUUACGAGCUUUACACUGUGUAAAAGUGAAGCUGGUCCCUCGGCUAUGUUCCAAUACCGUUCUCCAGCGCACACUCGUUCACUUCCCCUAGAUUAGAUGAGGAUCCCGUUGAUGUCCGUUUGGAAAAUCUGUAACGGUUUCCAUCAGAUUUCUAAAGAUUUUCAUCAGGGAUAUUCUGGAUACUAUUAAUCACAACUAGAGCACAACAGAACCUUCUUUUAUGAGAAUAAAGUCAGAGAAUCCAUCAGAAACCAUUAGGAACCAAACGAUCCAUGAAACUACCAUUACAAACCACCAGAAACACAUUAAAAACCAUUAGGAACUGGAAGAUCUGUAAUGGUUUCCAUCAGAUUCCUGAAGGUUUCUGUUAGAGAUGUUCCAAUUUAGCAUUACAAAGAAAUCAGAUACUCCAACAGAAACCAUUAGAAACUAUUAAACGACCAUUACAGACCACCAGAAAUGCAUUAAAACCCAUCAGGGACCAGUAGAACUCUGUAACUAGUUUAUUUUAAUCUCCUUCAGAUUUAAGUGGAUAAUUUAAAAUGAAUCAUCUUAAACAGUGGUGUUGAUUAGCUAGUGAUUAGCUUAAAAAUGUAACAUUGGGUGUAUUUUUAAAACUGUGUCCAUAUAAUCACACAGAAAACAAACAAACCACCAGAACACACCUAGCGGCCUAGCAGUGGAUUAGCAUAACGAUGAGCUCAUGGCUAAGUGUGGAAACAGGAACUUUCUGACUUCUGAGAAGGAAUAAUCUGUUUAAACUUGUAAUUCUGAGUAAGAAUUUAAGUCCAAUCACUGAGUUUAAGUCAGAUGUUGUUUUUAAUGGCUGAAUACAGGAGUUGAGGUGGGUUUUUAACUCAGGAUUGUGUUAGCUCAGGCUUGUGUGUUAGCUCAGGAUUGUGUGUUAGCUCAGGCUUGUGUGUUAGCUCAGGAUUGUGUUAGCUCAGGCUUGUGUGUUAGCUCAGGAUUGUGUGUUAGCUCAGGCUUGUGUUAGCUCAGGAUUGUGUGUUAGCUCAGGCUUGUGUUAGCUCAGGCUUGUGUGUUAGCUCAGGAUUGUGUGUUAGCUCAGGCUUGUGUGUUAGCUCAGGCUUGUGUGUUAGCUCAGGCUUGUGUGUUAGCUCAGGAUUGUGUGUUAGCUCAGGCUUGUGUGUUAGCUCAGGAUUGUGUGUUAGCUCAGGCUUGUGUGUUAGCUCAGGAUUGUGUGUUAGCUCAGGAUUGUGUGUUAGCUCAGGCUUGUGUUAGCUCAGGCUUGUGUUAGCUCAGGCUUGUGUGUUAGCUCAGGAUUGUGUGUUAGCUCAGGCUUGUGUUAGCUCAGGCUUGUGUGUUAGCUCAGGACUGUGUUUGCGCUCUGAGGUGACAUUUUUUCAGUUACUCGAGAUGGAGUGUGUUGAACAAUACACUCUGAUACACACUGUGACGUAAGCCGUGCUUUGGAGUGGCUAGGGGAAGUGGACAAGUGUGUGUGGAGAAUGUUAUUGGAACACAGGGCUGGGUUUGGAUCAUGUGAUGGUUUUUAUUUUAACGUGAUUUUAUUUUAAAGGGGUCAUAUCAUGACUUUUAAACAUUUUUAAACGUUCUUUACUUUGACUAUUGGUUGUAAGAGAGCAGGUUAACAUGUUUUAAUGUUCAAAAUAUGCAUUAUUUGUCAAAUAAUGUACAUUAUUGCAGUACCGGAAAUCCCAGGAAUGCGCAGAUUUCUGCAAAGCCCCUCCUUCUGAAAAGCCCAGACUUCUCCGAUUGGCCAGCUGGCCUGCUGCGUUGUGAUUGGACAAAAUCCUCGCACGAGUCAUGAAUGUAUAACGCGAUGAUGGCGUAACGAUCACGUCAUGGCCAGUGUUCAGCCUUUAACAUUUACGCUUCGGAUUGACGAGUUGGAAUAAAAUGAUUUAUUUUAGACCUGAUGUGAUGCACAGAAGUCGAGCCUGCAGAAAAUGUUUACACGUCAUUUAUAUUGUUUUUGUUUGUAGAAAAUCACACGCUUUAGAUUUCAAAUCUCCGGUCACAAAAAAUGUUGAUUAAAAAUGUAAAAUUCUAAUAUAUUUUAAUAUGAAUUCUAUAUUUUAUAUCUCCAUGUAUAAUUCUGCAAAUCCUAUCCCCACUGUGUAGAUUCACCAGAAGAUGAACACAAUAACAUUAAAAUAUUUAAACAUGUA